GGUGUCGAUCUUCAGGUCUCUGAUAUCAAGCAGGGAGGAUCUAGCGGGCAGAGGAGACUGGACCAAGCGCAUGGCGUCUCAGUGGCAGGGCAUGACGGCCUCCAUGCGCAGACGAUCACUCCUAAAGGAGGAACAUCUAGAGAAGGCGGUGACCCGGUCUGCUGAGGGCCAUCUGGAGACGGGUCCUCUGGGCUCCCUGUGCAGACAGUUCCAAAGGAGGCUGCCACUAAGAGCCGUCAGCCUCAACCUCGGGACUGGCCCCUCCUGGAAACGCCUGGAAACCCCAGAGCCAGAGCAGCAGCAUCUUCAGGCUUCAGCUCGCUCAGCCAAAAGCGCCUUGGGUGCGAUGUCCCAGAGAAUCCAGGAGUCCUGCCAAAGUGGCACCAGGUGGCUGAUGGGAACACAUGUGAAAGUGAGGAAAAAACGAGGCGUCCAGAAGGACAGAGUGUCCUCACCACCCAGUCUGAGCCAGAAGAACACGCGGCUGUACAGGGCCAACCGGGAUGCCAGAGUCGGGGGACAGCCUCGCCUCUCUGGCCAGAUGGGUCUACAUGCCCAUCGACGUCAGCGGCUAAGGAGGGACCCGGCUGCCCUCCGGAGCCCCUGUUCCUCCUCAGAACCUCUCUGCUCUCCCAGUGAGUCUGACAGUGACCUAGAGCCUGUGGGGGCUGGAAUCCAGCAUCUCCAGAAGCUGUCACAAAAACUGGACAAAGCCAUCAAGGCUGAAGAGAGUGGUGACAUGACCGUCUCCCUUAUUCGUGAAUGAGGACAGCAGGCAUACUACAGGAAACAGGCCCUGUCUGUGCCACCCACCCCAUGAACUUCCAGAGGAGGUACUGGGCUCAUCAGCAUCCCCAGGCCACUGCUAACAAGGACUUGACUAACAGGGGAUCCAGAAGCCUUCUAUUUCAGCCAUAUCUGGGCCCAUUGAUAACCACUGGCCACAGCCCAAGAGUGAUUUAGGAAGACCUUGAAGAGGUGAUGGGAACUGCUCAUGCUCUCCAGGACGAUUCAUACAGCACCCUGUUCUUCAGCCUCACAGAAGUCCAUCCAUAUUAGGAAUGUACCUAAAGAUGCUAGACAGUUCUGAGCCUUGUAACUAGAACCAAGGCCCUGCAGGAGUCAUGCCACGAAACCACCCCCUUUAUUCCCAGUGCAGAGAUUCUUGGGAACCACUUUUACCCCUGAUCCCACAGGGCCCCAUAGGAAGAGAGGAGAUAUUUGUACACUGUGUAAGCCUGAGCUCUUGGGGCCUACUUAUCAGCUCAGUGUGGGGAACUGGGGUAUGCAGGGAAGGGAACACUAUUCAAGACCAGUUUCUGCUCUUUGUA
Molecule: messenger RNA, 1331 nt
Organism: Onychomys torridus (southern grasshopper mouse)
Lineage: Eukaryota; Metazoa; Chordata; Mammalia; Rodentia; Cricetidae
Gene: Pimreg
Product: PICALM interacting mitotic regulator
Exons: 6
Coding region: 71-766 (231 amino acids)
Source: RefSeq, a predicted model, not a curated record